Messenger RNA from Chrysemys picta bellii (western painted turtle), 490 nucleotides. Lineage: Eukaryota; Metazoa; Chordata; Testudines; Emydidae. The record is from RefSeq and is a predicted model, not a curated record.
GUGCUCACGACUCAAGGCUUUUCUAAUCACUUCUCUGGACUUCAUCUCCUCGGUGAACUCGGUUUACCUCCAUCCCAGAAAGAUGACUUUCUCCAGCCUGUGCUAUCCAGAAUGCGGGGUGGCCCGGCCCUGUCCAGUCACUGGCACCUGCAACGAGCCGUGCGUUAGGCAGUGCCAGGACUCCGAAGUGGUGAUCAGACCCUCACCGGUUGUCGUGACCCUUCCAGGACCAAUUAUGAGCAAUUUCCCUCAGCACAGUGGAGUGGGAGCUGUAGGAGCACCUGUGGUCGGACCUGGUUUCGGGGGCUCAUUCGGACAUGGGGGAUACGGCUAUGGAGGCCUUUACGGAGGAUUGUACGGUUUAGGGGGAUACGGUGGUUACGGUGGCCAUUACGGUUAUGGGGGAUUAUGGGGCCAUGGAGGAUACCGUGGUUACCCAGGUCUUUAUGGUUAUGGGGGAGUUAUGGGGAUAUGGGGGAUAUGGCCGUAG